Molecule: messenger RNA, 1191 nt
Organism: Peromyscus eremicus (cactus mouse)
Lineage: Eukaryota; Metazoa; Chordata; Mammalia; Rodentia; Cricetidae
Gene: Ttc7b
Product: tetratricopeptide repeat domain 7B
Exons: 10
Coding region: 19-1191 (390 amino acids)
Biological process (GO): protein localization to plasma membrane; phosphatidylinositol phosphate biosynthetic process
Cellular component (GO): plasma membrane
Source: RefSeq, a predicted model, not a curated record
GGGCCGGCCAGGGCGGCCAUGGCGACCAGGAAGGCGGGCUCGCGGCUGGAGACGGAGAUCGAGCGCUGCCGCACCGAGUGCCAGUGGGAGCGGAUCCCCGAGCUCGUCAAGCAGCUGUCGGCCAAGCUCAUCGCCAACGAUGAUAUGGCUGAACUUCUCCUGGGGGAGUCGAAGCUGGAGCAGCACUUGAAGGAGAAGCCCCUGCGGCAGGGAGCCAGUCCCCGGGGCCCCAGACCCCAGCUGACUGAAGUGCGCAAGCAUCUGACCGCUGCCCUGGACCGAGGGAACCUCAAGUCAGAAUUCCUACAAGAGUCCAAUCUGAUCAUGGCCAAGUUGAAUUAUGUGGAAGGAGAUUAUAAAGAAGCCCUGAAUAUCUAUGCCCGAGUGGGCCUCGAUGACUUGCCACUGACCGCUGUACCUCCCUACAGGUUGCGGAUGAUCGCGGAGGCCUAUGCUACCAAAGGACUUUGUUUAGAGAAGCUGCCUGUCUCAUCCUCUACCAGUAAUCUCCAUGUGGACCGGGAACAGGAUGUCAUCACCUGCUAUGAGAAAGCUGGGGACAUCGCACUCCUAUACCUCCAGGAGAUAGAAAGGGUAAUACUAACUAAUAUUCAGAACAGAAGCCCUAAGCCUGGCCCUGCUCCCCACGAUCAAGAACUAGGUUUUUUCCUAGAAACAGGACUUCAGAGAGCCCAUGUCCUCUAUUUCAAAAAUGGGAACUUGACGAGAGGAGUCGGGAGAUUUCGGGAGCUUCUCAGAGCAGUGGAAACGAGAACGACACAGAACCUGCGAAUGACAAUAGCCAGGCAGUUGGCAGAAAUCUUGUUACGGGGCAUGUGUGAGCAGAGCUACUGGAACCCCCUGGAGGAUCCUCCCGGCCAGUCACCGCUGGAUGACCCUCUCCGGAAAGGAGCAAACACCAAAACCUACACACUCCCUCGCAGGGCCCGUGUCUACUCAGGAGAGAACAUUUUUUGUCCUCAAGAAAAUACUGAAGAGGCGCUGCUGUUACUGCUCAUUAGUGAAUCUAUGGCCAACCGAGAUGCUGUGCUGAGCAGGAUUCCUGAGCACAAGAGUGACCGCCUCAUCAGCCUGCAAAGCGCGUCUGUGGUCUAUGAUUUACUGACCAUUGCUCUCGGAAGAAGAGGCCAGUAUGAGAUGCUGUCAGAGUGGCAUGUGUCCUUGGACUAG